Cladophialophora yegresii CBS 114405 is the source of this 1605-nucleotide messenger RNA. RefSeq lists its product as uncharacterized. The coding region runs from base 1 to 1605 and encodes 534 amino acids. Gene Ontology annotation, molecular function: carbohydrate:proton symporter activity. The record is from RefSeq and is a predicted model, not a curated record. Gene Ontology annotation, biological process: carbohydrate transport; transmembrane transport. Gene Ontology annotation, cellular component: membrane. The transcript has 4 exons. NCBI's taxonomy places the organism in Eukaryota, Fungi, Ascomycota, Eurotiomycetes, Chaetothyriales, Herpotrichiellaceae.
AUGGCGGAGAAAGAAGCAUCGAUCGCGACUCCCAGCCUGGAACUAUCGCCUCAAUCGACAGAGCAGUCACGCGUCGACGAUGAACCCAAUCUGUGGAAGUCUAUCAAGAAAUGGCCGCGCAUGCUAGGAUAUUCAUUUGGCUUAGCGUCGGGCAUCUUGCUCUACGGGUUUGACACGUCCAUCGUGGGAAAUGUCUCUGCGAUACCUGAAUUCCAAGGCGACUACGGUCGCAAACUGGAUGACCGAUACAUCAUCCCUUCGAUGUGGAUGGGCUUGUGGAACGCGAUAAGUCCGAUCGGCAUCAUGAUAGGCAGCAUAAUGGCCGGCUGGCUGCAGGAUCGAGUGGGCCGACGUCUGUCGCUUGGGCUCAGCAGUGUCCUAUCAGCUGCGGGUGUCGCGGCAGUGUUCUCCUCUCAGUUCCUGGACGACUUGGAGUCACGCAGAGGCGCCUUUCUUGCCGCUAAACUGAUCAUGGGACUGGCCAUAGGAGGCGUCCUCUGCACCACUCAGACGUACCUCAGCGAGAUUCUCCCGCCAAAGCUGAGAGGGUCGGUCAUGGCUUUCUUCCCUGUCUUCACACUUCUCGGCCAGCUGAUCGGCGCGGUUGUCGUCUAUGCCUCGCUGGAUCUUCCAGGGAAGCGGCCGUACACCACUCCCAUGAUUGCACAAUGGCCGUUUUCCGCUGUUCCGCUCGUGAUAGCGAUAGUAUUGCCAGAAAGUCCAGCGUACCUCUUGCGCAAGAGGAAGUUCGACAAAGCAUUCAAGGCACAGCGACGGCUCGACAGUGCCAAGACAGACACACAAAGAAACAUCGACAAUCUGCUGUUUGCAUUGCAAAAGGAGGAGGAACAGGACAGACACGACCGGGCGACUUACCUGGAAUGCUUCCGGGGGACAAAUCUGCGGCGCACCCUGAUUGUGAUAUUCGCAAAUCUCUUGCCUCAGCUGUUCGGACUGUCCUUGCUUUCUGACGCGAGCUACUUCAUCCAAGUGGUUGGCAUGAGUGCGCACAAUGCUCUUCUGUUCCUUCAGCUCGGUGUCGCUCUGGGGCUGGUGGCCAACAUUGUCAGCAUGUGGAUGGUUACCAAAGUUGGACGCCGGCCCCUCGGUAUGACUACCCUGGCUAUCAGCAUCCUCUUGUGGGGCGCCAUGGGGAUUGCCGGCAUUUUCGACGGCGUGGUGGUAAUAUGGUAUACUGCAGUCACCAUGAUGGUCAUUAUCAUUGUCGUCGGAGUUGGAAUCUGGCCCGUCGCCUAUGUCGUCGGCGCCGAAACAUCCUCACUUCGCCUGCGCGCAAAAACCCAAGGCAUAGGCUGGUUCAGUGGCGCCUUCGCCCAGGGCGCAUUUGGCAUCAGUCUGCCUUAUGCGUACAAUAUCGACGAGGGCGAUCUAAGAGCCAAAACCGGCUUUAUCAUUGCCGGCUUCACCAUCAUAGCCCUGGGGCUUACUUGGCUGUUUGUGCCAGAAAUGAAGGAGCGGACCACCGCAGAGAUCGACACCAUGUUUGAGCGUCGCUUGCCGGCCAGGCAGUUCAAGCAUUGGAGAGGUACAGUCGCCGGACCUGGCCACGACAACCCUUUUGGGUCGGAAGCCCAUCUCGCCUAA